AUGGAUGAAGACUUUAUUUUGGCCCAACAGCUUCAAGAGGAGUGGAACUUGCAGGUCACAAAGCGCCAUCAUCCCCAGAAGCCCUUGUCAGUGGUGGACGCAUCUUGGGAGUUGGUAGAUCCGACCCCAGAUUUGUGGGCCCUGUUUAUGCAGUUCAAUGAUCAGUUCUUCUGGGGCCAGCUAGAGGCGGUGGAAGUGAAGUGGAGCAUGCGAAUGACCCAGUGUGCUGGAAUAUGCAACUAUGAAGGCAGAGGCGGAAUGUGUUCCAUCCGCCUCAGUGAACCCCUUUUGAAGUUGAGGCCAAGAAAGGAUCUUGUAGAGACGCUCUUGCAUGAAAUGAUACAUGCCUAUUUAUAUGUUACUAAUAAUAAAGACCGGGGCGAGCAUGGUCCACAGUUUUGUAAACAUAUGAGUCGCAUCAAUCUUCUGACAGGAGCCAAUAUUACGAUAUACCAUGAUUUUCAUGAGGAGAUAGAUGAAUAUCGGCGACACUGGUGGCGCUGUGAUGGGCCGUGUCAGCACAGAAAGCCUUAUUAUGGUUAUGUCAAACGUGCUACUAACAGGGCACCCUCUGCUCAUGACCAUUGGUGGGGUGAACACCAUAAAACCUGUGGAGGCACUUUUAUAAAAAUCAGAGAACCAGAGAACUUAAAAGGCAAAGGAAAGACAAAACUAUCCAGUAGCAACUGCAGAGAUUAA
Molecule: messenger RNA, 699 nt
Organism: Suncus etruscus (white-toothed pygmy shrew)
Lineage: Eukaryota; Metazoa; Chordata; Mammalia; Eulipotyphla; Soricidae
Product: DNA-dependent metalloprotease SPRTN-like
Exons: 1
Coding region: 1-699 (232 amino acids)
Biological process (GO): DNA damage response
Cellular component (GO): nucleus
Molecular function (GO): polyubiquitin modification-dependent protein binding; single-stranded DNA binding; metalloendopeptidase activity
Source: RefSeq, a predicted model, not a curated record